This is a messenger RNA of Colletes gigas, 854 nucleotides long. RefSeq names its product probable leucine--tRNA ligase, mitochondrial. Gene Ontology annotation, molecular function: ATP binding; leucine-tRNA ligase activity. The record is from RefSeq and is a predicted model, not a curated record. The transcript has 3 exons. Bases 27 to 689 code for a protein of 220 amino acids. NCBI's taxonomy places the organism in Eukaryota, Metazoa, Arthropoda, Insecta, Hymenoptera, Colletidae. Gene Ontology annotation, cellular component: mitochondrion. Gene Ontology annotation, biological process: mitochondrial translation; leucyl-tRNA aminoacylation.
CGGGAAUACGUAAUUGGCAAAAACGUAUGUGGAAAACUACGAAAAGUUUCGUCGAUUAUCGUAACAAUGUAAAUCUAGAAGAUCUUCAAGCAAUACCUACUGAUCCUAAAUUUGCCAAAGAUGAUGCAUAUAUGUUUGAUAGCCGAAAUUAUUUUCUGAAAACUGUAACUGCUAACAUAACUGAGACUCAGCAAUUAAGUGUUGCAAUAUCUAGACUACAAGGACUCAUGAAUAGUUUACGUAAGGUGUCUUUGGUGUGUAUGAAAAAAAGUCGUGAAUUUGAGCGUGCGUUAGCAGUUAAAAUUAUUAUGCUUGCACCAUUCGCACCACACUUUGCAUCAGAAUUAUGGGCAGCGUUCUGUUCUGCUAAACAUCACCUUAUAAGUGAAAAUGAAGUAAGAUUGGAUAAGGAUGUUAUGGAACAAGACUGGCCAGAGAUAGACUUAGAUUAUAAAAUGACAUUAAAUGUACAUAUAAAUGGGGAAUGCCAUAAAAAGAUUAAAAUACCUAAAUACAAAUUGGAUAAAUUGCUAGUCGAUGAAGCCUUGGACUCGAUGAUGAACGAUCCAGAAAUCCAACGACGUUUGGUGAACAAAAAGAUCGUUGAGACUAAACUUCUUUCAAAGGCAGGCUGUGAUUCAACAAUGUACAUCGUUACAGAAAAACUUAAAGAAACUAUAACAACAUAAAACUUUCAUAAAAUCAGUAGUAAGUGUAAAAAGGAAAUGCAAAUUGAAAAUACUAUUAAAGUAUCCUUUAUGAAAUUUGUUAUAUUAUAGUGUGUAAUAUUAAAAUAUAAGACUGUGUACAUGAUGAAACUAAUUAUAUAAGUAUUUUUUUACUAUCGAGUGAAA